Oryzias latipes (Japanese medaka) is the source of this 997-nucleotide messenger RNA. Lineage: Eukaryota; Metazoa; Chordata; Actinopteri; Beloniformes; Adrianichthyidae. The record is from RefSeq and is a predicted model, not a curated record.
GAGGAGGAGGAGGAAAACAGUCAGUGCAAAUGAUGAAGAGAGCCGGCUGUACAGUGUAACAUGAGGCUGCAAAGGCGUCGUAAAGAUACGCAGUUAAACGGCAUUUGAACACAAACCUGGAUUCUCAACAGGUCACCAUGGUUUCCCUGCAGGUUCUUCUGAGGUUUGGACUCAUCUGCUGUUUCCUCAGGACCUGUGCUUCCAGAUGUCGGACAAAAACACUGUUUCCAGCUGCAAGCAGAGUGAAAAGAGAAUCCAUGGAAGUAAAUCCAACCUUCUGCCGAUCCAGGAGUGACGCCCGGCUGCUGUUUGAGAUUCUGAUGGCUGGCAUUCACUUUGAUCCCACGUUUUCAGUGGAAGACCCUGAACUGUCUUCCCUUCGAAAGACAAAAAAUCUGGAUGUCAUCUGCAAGGAGAUCAUUCCCAAAGCGCUACCUGAUAUUUUGAGGCUCAUUUCUGAACUUUCACAUCACAGCGGUCACCUGCAUCAGGAGGAUUUCGAGCACACGCUCAUGACGUUGGUGUACACCUCGCAGAAAAUGGUCAACUCAGUUGAAGAACACCAGAGGGAAGCGUGGGCUCGGUCCUUCUCUGGUUUGUUCAGAGCUCUUAAAAAGGAUCUGACUCUGACAGACUGAACGUUUGGGCUGCUGACGUCAGUUUAAUAUGAAAAACAUGAGCAACAUAUGCUAAUCAGCGUUCUAGCUUUACACAUUCUGAAACGUUCUACUUUCAGAAACAAAUUAAAGUUUAAGUGCAGAAAAUUAAGCCCUUAAAGUCCAACUCAUCUUUUAUCAUGAGAGUUUUUAGCCAAAAGGGGUUUAGUCAUUCACCUCUGAGUUGCGAGCGGGGCAGUUGGCGCGGAGCAACUUCACCCUCCUUCGCUGCUGAGAGCUCUUGGUUUACAAGCUCUCCUGCUAGCAACAACCCCUCACACCCCCACCCCAACAUUAGCGGUGCAACAAAAGGGCAUUUUUUUCGUCUGCUCCUGAUUUGA